CGUGACUCCCGUUGUUUUGUGCCCUAGUCUGAUCUUCCUUCUUAUUUACUCUUCCCUUCCUUCUUAUUUACUCUUCCUUCCUCCUCUUUCAUCCCAUUGACCUCUUCUUCACUUUUGCCCUACUAUACACUUCUCUUUCUAUACUACAUCAUCCUCUCAAAUCCUUUCGCGUGACCUUCCUAUAUACCGUCAUCUCCUUUACUCUACCUCCUUGACCACCUCUGUCAUCCUCACGACCUGAUUCGUCGCGGCUCGAUAUAUAUACCCACCUUCUUUACUUUUUAUAAAGCUCGAAUCUCUUCUCUUACAGGUUGCCACACCUUGCUGUUUUAGAGCUCACCUCACAGGACACACAGGACAGAUCGAACCCUUUCGUAACCACUCACGAUACACUCGCACACGCAAUGUCUCCCAUGAUGUCCGACGGACCCGCAAUGGUCCUCUCUCCUCCCCAGGACCACACCUUCGGUCAAUUCCCUUCAGCCCUGCCUUUUGCCACGACCACUGGCCUCCCCAAUUCAGUUCCCUCGAAGCCCUCGCGCAAGAGGUCGCGUGACGAUGCCGGUUUCGAAGAGGCGAUGAAUGCUGCUCCCGUCGCUCCUGCACCUACCCCCGCGCCAAAACCCGUGGAAGAGCCCAUUUAUGGCGAGGGUAUGGUGCUGCUAAACCCUCGUACUGGACUAGCUGUGUCUGCGGAGAGUCAAACGGGUACUUGGUAUGAAGAGAAAUCUGAACAAUCAACUGCCGCUGCACCACCGGUUUCCUCGAGAUCCCAGACUGGCAUGUCUUCUGAUGUCCAGGGUCGCAAGUCUCAACGCCUGGAUCCUACCGCGCCCGGAUUAGACGAUAUUGCGCUUUCUACAAUGCAACAACGUCUGCAGAAUACGACUGACGACAACCGCUCGAGCCCUUCGCACCAAGAACCCCUGGUCGAUGACGCGACUCGUCUUCUCGGUAUCAGCUGGCAACGGAUUAACGUUAGCGACGACGACGACAUGGCCCCUGCCGUGCGCGGUUGGAAGAAGUACAUCGAUAACCAAUAUUCGAACUACCUCCAAAACUGUCAGAUCUUGAUGAAGAGUCGCGCUCUGAACGCGUUCCUCGUCGCGGCGCAGCCGGUGGCCCCUGCUUUUGGCACCGUCGCCAACUCGCCUGCUUACUACCUCUUCAACGAUGACCUCGACCAAGCCCGUCUUGUUGGCUCUACUUGGGAAACCUGUGUGCAGAACCUCCAAUCAUCACCCAUCGUCUUCGAAGGAGCUGAAACGCUCCAAGCCACCGAUAAGCGUUCGGACAACGGGUCCAUGCAAGCACCUCUCGGAACAAACACAAUGGAAGCUGGAGUGCCUCUUCUUCAGUCUCUUUCCGCUCAGCCGCAGCCAGUCGGUAAUGCUGGGUUUGGGGGAUUGAACGGUGAUGUGGGAACGGGGAUGGAGGUCGACUCGUAACGCAUCGCGUUUUACCCCUAGCGACCAACCGGCGCCGUUUCCGUCGACAUUUUCGUUGCUAUCUCGUUUUCUUGCUCAUGAUCUUUCCGCCAGUUCCAGCCUCUGCGGACUUUGUUAACAUUUUACCAGUAAUCUCGCUACUCGGAGUUUGUUACAUUAUUGUCUUUUAUUUCUCCUAUCUGCUGUUGCUAUAUUUACCAGUGAUUCGCGUUUCUCGUUUCCUUUUUCGUUCUCGACCGUCCUCGACACCGACUCGACUCGACAUUCGGUCUUCUUUUCUUCUCUCGGCUUCACCUCUUAUCUUUGCUUUUCUUUGCAUUGUUUGCGUUUUGCGGUUGUUGUGUAUGAGUAUGGUCUGUUUUAUUCGUUUUAUUAUUUUCUUGUGAUGAGCUUAUCUGUUAAAUAUUUCUGUGCAUUUGCCAUUUGAAAAAGCGAAACAAAGAGAGAAAGAAAUGAGAAAUGAGAAAAAAAAAA
This is a messenger RNA of Aspergillus glaucus CBS 516.65, 1922 nucleotides long. RefSeq lists its product as uncharacterized. The transcript has a single exon. Lineage: Eukaryota; Fungi; Ascomycota; Eurotiomycetes; Eurotiales; Aspergillaceae. The coding region runs from base 405 to 1448 and encodes 347 amino acids. The record is from RefSeq and is a predicted model, not a curated record.